Messenger RNA from Plasmopara halstedii, 3891 nucleotides. Its product is annotated as atp-binding cassette superfamily. The coding region runs from base 1 to 3891 and encodes 1296 amino acids. NCBI's taxonomy places the organism in Eukaryota, Oomycota, Peronosporomycetes, Peronosporales, Peronosporaceae. Gene Ontology annotation, molecular function: ATP hydrolysis activity; ABC-type transporter activity; ATP binding. The record is from RefSeq and is a predicted model, not a curated record. The transcript has a single exon. Gene Ontology annotation, cellular component: membrane. Gene Ontology annotation, biological process: transmembrane transport.
AUGAAUCUUAUGCUUGAACUGCCCACUUUGGCCAGCGAGUUCUCAAAGAGUAUUCGAGCCCUUAGUGCCAACAAGCACACGGUGAAGAAAAACAUUCUUAAAAAAGUAAGUGGAGUCUUUAAGCCAGGUACCAUCACACUCGUGCUUGGUCAGCCUGGAUCCGGUAAGUCCUCGCUUAUGAAAUUGCUGAGUGGCAGAUUUUCAGACCAGAAAAACAUCACUAUUGAAGGUGAAGUAACGUACAACGGCACACCAGCCGCUGAGUUGCUUCGUCGGCUGCCACAAUUUGUUUCGUACGUCACUCAAAGAGAUAAACAUUAUCCAUCACUGACGGUUAAAGAAACACUAGAAUUUGCACACGCUUGUUGUGGUGGAGGUUUCUCAGAACGCGAUGCUCAGCAUUAUGUCAAUGGUACGCCUGAAGAGAAUCAAGCUGCUCUUGAAGCUGCCAGAGCCAUGUUCAAGCAUUAUCCAGAUAUCGUUAUCCAACAGUUAGGAUUAGAAAAUUGUCAGAAUACCAUUGUCGGUGACGCCAUGAUCCGUGGUGUUUCUGGAGGCGAGAGGAAGCGCGUGACGAUUGGCGAAAUGGAGUUUGGCAACAAAUACAUUAUGAUGAUGGAUGAGAUCAGCACGGGGCUUGACAGUGCUGCUACUUAUGACAUUAUCUUUACACUGCGCAGUAUCGCCAAGAGGUUUCGCAAGACAGUCGUGAUCUCGUUGUUACAGCCAUCACCCGAGGUGUUUGAAAUGUUUGAUGAUAUUGUUCUUCUUAAUGAUGGUCAUAUCAUGUACCAUGGCCCACGAGCUGAGGCAUUGACGUAUUUUGAGAGCUUAGGUUUUCAGUGCCCUCCUCGUAGAGACGUGGCUGAUUUCCUCCUAGAUCUAGGAACUGAUAAUCAAGCGCAGUAUGAGGUUAACUCGAUGACGUGCAACCAGAUACCUAAAAAGGCUAGCCAAUAUGCGGAUAUCUUCACUCGCUCGCAACUGUAUAAACGUAUGAUGGACGAACUUCAAGGCCCAGUCUCUGAAUAUUUAAUCGAAGACAAGGUCAAGCACAUUGAUCCGAUCCCCGAAUUUCACCUUAACUUUUGGAAUAGCACUAUUGGCGUAGUGCGACGUCAGAUCAUUUUGACUAAGCGUAACACGGCGUUUCUAAUCGGUCGAUCGGUCAUGGUGAUCCUAUUAGGUUUGCUAUACGGAAGUGUAUAUUUCCAGUUUGAUGAAACGAGAGCGCAACUUGUAAUGGGUCUCAUCUUUAACGCUGUUAUGUUCGUAUCACUUGGACAACAGGCGCAAAUUCCAGUAUACAUAGCUGCUCGCGACGUAUUUUAUAAACAGCGCAAGUCCAACUACUUUCGAACAUCGUCGUUUGUACUUGCCAAUUCAGUGAGUCAAAUUCCAUUGGGGUUUGCUGAGUGUUUGGUAUUCGGGUCCAUAUUGUACUGGAUGUGUGGAUACGUGGCUACCGCAGAGGCUUAUCUCUUAUUUGAGCUGAUGCUUUUCAUGACGAACUUGGCGAUGGCGGCCUGGUUUUUCUUCUUAUCAUGCGCCUCACCCGACUUAAACGUUGCCAGUCCAAUUUCAAUGGUUUCUAUCCUCUUUUUCAUCCUCUUUGCUGGCUUUGUCAUCACCAAAGAUCAAAUUCCUGACUACCUUAUUUGGAUCUAUUGGAUCAAUCCCAUGGCAUGGAGUGUCCGAGCCCUUUGUGUGAAUCAAUACACCGACUCUAGUUUUGAUACGUGUAUAUACGAUGGUGAGAAUUAUUGCACGAACUACAAUUUAACAAUGGGUGAGUACUCGUUGUCGACGUUUGAGGUGCCGACAGAAAAAUUCUGGCUGUGGUACGGUAUGAUAUUUAUGGGGGUGGCUUAUGUGUUUUUCAUGGUCAUGUCAUUCGUUGUUCUCGAGUACCAUCGCUAUGAAACUCCAGAGAACGUGGCACUUGAUAGUGAAGAGAAGAAAGAAACAUCUGAUAUUUAUGAGCUUGUUCUCACCCCACGUAGCAUGCCGAAUGAAAGGGAUGUUAUGGUUUCGAUCAACUGUGAAAGCAAAAAACUGUUUAUUCCAGUCACACUUGCGUUUAAAGAUCUUUGGUACUCUGUUCCUGACCCGUCUCAGCCUAAAAGUACCAUCGACUUGCUCAAGGGCAUUAGUGGAUAUGCUCUACCUGGAACUAUCACGGCACUUAUGGGAUCUUCAGGCGCCGGCAAGACCACGCUCUUGGACGUCAUUGCUGGACGCAAGACAGGAGGAAAAGUGAAGGGUCAAAUUCUACUGAACGGAUACCCUGCCACUGAUCUUGCCAUUCGUCGUUCCACAGGGUAUUGCGAGCAAAUGGAUAUUCACUCUGAAUCUGCUACCUUUCGCGAGGCGCUCACGUUUAGUGCAUUUUUGCGCCAAGAAGCCGACGUACCUGACACGUAUAAGUAUGACUCGGUAAAUGAAUGUCUUGACCUUUUGGAUUUGCAUCCUAUUGCUGACCAGAUCAUUCGUGGGAGCUCUGUGGAGCAAAUGAAGCGAUUAACCAUCGGCGUAGAAUUGGCCGCUCAACCAAGUGUUUUGUUUUUGGAUGAACCUACAAGUGGUCUAGACGCUCGCUCUGCGAAACUUAUCAUGGAUGGAGUUCGCAAGGUGGCAAACACGGGUCGCACAGUCAUAUGCACAAUCCAUCAGCCAUCUUCGGAAGUAUUUAGCGUUUUUGACUGUCUGCUGUUGCUUAAGCGUGGUGGUGAAACAGUGUUUUCGGGGGAAUUGGGCGAAAAUGCAUGCGCGAUGAUCGCAUACUUUGAAUCAAUUGAUAGUGUCGCAAAAUUACCGGAAAACUACAAUCCCGCAACGUGGAUGCUAGAAGUGAUUGGUGCCGGUGUGGGCAGUAACAACGGUGACGAGACUGAUUUCGUGAAGAUCUUCCAGUCAAGCGAGAAUGCUAAUACCUUGCAAUCAAAUUUGAUUCGUGAGGGUGUGGCGAGUCCAUUCCCCGACGUUGCUGAGCUAACCUACCGUGGCAAACGCGCGGCGACGGAAUUCACUCAAGCGAAAUAUCUGCUUCAGCGUUUUUUUCGAAUGUACUGGCGUACAGCGUCUUAUAACUUGACGCGAUUUUAUCUUAGUGUUAUUCUUGGACUUGUGUUUGGAUUAACUUAUAUAAAUGCAGAAUACACUUCAUACGCCGGCAUCAACUCUGGCAUGGGGAUGGUAUUCAGUACAACGGCAUUUAUUGGCUUCAUUGCAUUUAGUAGUGUCAUACCAAUUGCAUCAAAAGAUCGUAUCGCAUUCUAUCGCGAGCGCGCAUCUCAAACAUACAGCGCUCUCUGGUAUUUUGUUGCAGCGACUGUGGUCGAGAUCCCGUAUGUUUUUAGUGGCACUUUGCUAUUUAUGAUUCCGUACUACCCUAUGGUUGGCUUCACGGGUGUGUCGACAUUUUUUGCUUAUUGGUAUCACUUGUCAAUGUUCGCAUUAUGGCAAACAUAUUUUGGUCAGUUCAUGUCGUAUCUCUUACCAACUAUCGAAGUUGCGACAAUCUUUGGUGUGCUUCUUCAAAUGAUUUUCUUUAUUUUCACCGGUUUCAAUCCACCUGGAAAUUCGAUCCCAUCAGGUUAUAAAUGGCUUUACCAUAUUACACCGCACAAAUAUGCGUUGGCUUUAUCCGCAUCCUUGGUUUUCGGAGAUUGUCCAAGCGGUGGUGAUGACUCGGAAAUUGGGUGUCAAGUCAUGACUGGGUUGCCACCGUUUCUAUCCAAUGAUUUGACAGUCAAAGACUACAUGGAAGAUAUUUUUCUGAUAAAGUACAGCGAGAUCUGGAAAAACUUUGGGAUUAUCUGGACCUUUGUUGUGGUAUUUCGCCUCUUUGCUCUACUGACGCUGCGAUAUGUUAACAGUCAGAAGAAGUAG